UGUACGAAAUAUAUUCCAUUUUUAUAAAGGUAUUAUUGCAGAUCUGCGAUCUUGUUUCGGAAAUUUUAGGAUAAAUCGGUUAAAAAAAAUAUGCAAAACCAAAGGGAGGGUGUAAACCGUAAAACAAGUAGCUGCAUACGAAUACAUGGAAAAUUACAAAUGCUUGACAAUGGGAUUUCGUUUUCAAUCACGUGCACAGAUUUUUUCGUCGCAAAGCGCAUCUCUCGUACGAGUUUUCGCAGAAUUUUGACUCCGCGCGUUGUAUUCCGUUCCGAUGAAUUGUUGUAACGAAUGAACUGCGCGUUAGCGUUCGCAAAAUAUUGACCAACGCGUUUAAAAAUUUGUAACGGUAUUUGGACACAUAUUGAAACGUGAUUUUCUGUAAAAUAAAUAUCCAGUUAGAUGCUUUUGAACCGUAAAUAUAUUAGCGAAUAAAAUGAAAUUUAAAACGCGUCAGGCGCGUUCAUUUUUAGGAUCGUCUAUUUAAAUUUAUAGCGAAAUCGGUAAUCACCUUCUUCUUAUCUUAGCUCUUUUACGGCCGAUAUUAUCCAGAUGUCACAACCACACGUGACACAUUCCACCGUUAAUCCAACCAGAAUUUCUCGAAUAUUCUCGAACGAAUCGCAGAUCCUUGUUUGUUAUUGUUUAAAACUCUUGAACGUGCGAGAAAUUGUAUUGGUUGUCGACAGUUGGCAGAAAUACUUCCUCUUUUCUAGUAUUCGGUUAACAUUGGCAUGCAAAAUAUCUGGAAUUAAUGACGCAAUGGCGAAUGGAAGACCGAUAUUGCCAAGAAUAGCGAGAGAUCGAAGAAUGGCACGAGUUGUGGUCGAAAGGGGAAUAAACGACACACGCGACGACUAACAGUUAAGAUUUGGAAACGCGGCUUGCAGGUUUUCGAUUAUCUUAUUUCGAUUAUCUUACUUCGAUUAUGGAGAAAAAGACGGCAAGAGUGCGAGAGACGCGUGAUAUAUUACAAACAGAUUGGCCGAAGAAUUCUUAGCGAACCGACGACGCUACUUGAAUAGCCAUUUUGCGAAUGUUUCAUUUAAAUGAAAUAACCAGCGCGAUCGGCCAUCCACGAGGGACAAAAGCGUAAAAAGAACGAUCUGUACGCGUAUAUCUGCGUUCGUUCCGUAGGUUUAACCACGUUAACGAUCAAUUAAAGUCGCUGUGAUUAUCGCGGGUGCCGCGGGUGCGCGCAUCCCCCUACGGGGAGUGUAAAAGCGGCAGCGCGAACCGGACGCCCGGUGGCGGCGUGAUGCCGUGUAGUUGUCUUCGGUGUGUGAGUGACGCGGGACGUUAGGAGUACGACUGGACUGGCGUCGCGACGCCCGGAGGGGUCACCCUGACCCGGAAGCUCCGCCCCUGUGGAAGUCGAGCCGCCAACCGGCGUAUCCAACGUUCGGAGUACGGUAGGAGGAGCCACCGUGUCUCCUUGGCGCCAGGUAACCACCGAUCCUGAACUGGAACCUCGACGACUGUCUGUUGGCAUUUAGUAUCGCGUCGACUCUCGAGCUAACGUUGUCUUCCUUUUUUUUGUAGCGAAGUAACAGUACAGAACAUCGUGAAGAAACGCGUACCGCAGGCCGCACGUUCGUUGGAUAUGUUACAAGAACUUUCGGGCACCGAAAUCGAUGUAAAAGACAUCGAUAUCGUACGGAGGAACUAGCGUGAUCGACGUUUAACAGACAGUUCGAGGGGGAAGGAUUGUUGUUUUCUGUGUAUGACCGAUUGUUUUCGUGAGUUUCGUUGAACGAUGGAAACCAAGAUGGAACCGUUGACACCGCCGCAUACACCGCCCACGUUGGACAGACCGAUGCACCAGCAGCAACAGUUGCAAAUCACGUCGCCCAGGUGGAUCAGGUCUCAGCAACUGAGCGCACGAUUCGGACAACAACAUUCGACGGGACAGAGUUACCAGGCAGCGUUUCUCGAUAAUUGGCUGAGAGGUGCCGCGCUACUGGCUGUCAGGGGUUGUUGCCCGCAGACUACGUCUCCCCAUUCUUAUCACCAACAAGGUCAUCAGGGCGUACAUCCAGCGCUUCCGGUACCGCCUCCCGCUUCGUUCCUUGCGAGAAGGUUGCCCGGUCAAAGACCGAAGAAGCAGUUUAUCUGCAAAUUCUGCAACAGACAGUUUACCAAGAGCUACAAUCUGCUGAUUCACGAGAGAACUCACACGGACGAGAGACCGUACUCUUGUGACAUCUGUGGGAAAGCCUUUCGCAGGCAGGAUCAUCUGAGAGAUCAUCGAUAUAUCCAUAGCAAGGAGAAACCCUUCAAGUGCAGCGAAUGCGGAAAAGGAUUUUGUCAGAGCAGGACUCUGGCUGUUCACAAGAUCCUGCACAUGGAGGAAUCGCCGCACAAAUGUCCAGUUUGCGCGAGAAGCUUCAACCAAAGAAGCAACCUGAAAACGCAUCUUCUCACGCACACGGACGUGCCGCAAGAUUUGAGAGUGGAAGCUCCGGUCGCAUCGGAAUCGAAGAUCGACGCUUCCGCGACCGUUAGACAAAUGGCGGAAAGGGUGACCAGCCUGGUCCCGAUUCAAAGGACCAGCACCACCGUUCCGAAAUUAGGCUUUAGUAUAGAAGAUAUUAUGAGGCGUUAAACUAUCUGCUUUUCGAUUCCUCUUAUGUUUUUUUUUUUUUACCGCCGAUCUGUUUCUUUCACGAAAUGUACAACGUGUUUCGUUCGGACUUCGGCAUAAAAUUUCCCUAUUAUUACUGAAACAUAAUUUCGACUAUCGCAAGUAUCGCGACACCGAAAAUAAUUCAUUGCAAGAAGGCUAAAUUACAUAUUUUCGCCAGGAUCGAUCGCGAUUCCCGGUCGAAACACGUUCGUUACAAAUGUAUUUGUACGUCACGUUGUAAAUAUAGUUUCUGCGCUUAAGUUAUUCGAUUACAUUUCGUGUGUGUUGCGAAGGGGAAAGAACGGCUGAAGCUUAUCCUUGUCUUUCUUUCUCCUGUUAUUUGUAAAUAAGGGUGUACCUAUAUUUAACUGUAAAAUAGUAGCUAAUUGCUCGAAGGCGUAUGUAUCGUGAUUAGACAUAGUUUGUACUUCUUUUACUUAUUUAUUGUUUACGAUGAGGAGUAUUUGGAAAACGUGUAACUUCUCCUUUGUGGCUUUAACAGCAUGUAAUUGCGUUAAGAAUAGGUAGUAUCUCUGGUAGAUUCUAUCUUUGUUUCUACCUUUUACGAUUAUACAAAUUUUACAUUUAACCAAAGAUCGAUCGAACACUCGACAAAUUAAGUGCACGUUUCUAUACGUUUUAAUACCGAUGUUUUCCAGAAGCAUCGAAACGAUGAAAUUAUGAUUAAACGAGAUCGAAAAAUAAAUCACACGCGACAAGCCAGCUCGGAGAAAGGGAAAUCCUAACCGUUGGAACGAUCAGUGAAACGUACGUGUGUUUUCAGGUCGUGAAUAAGGAGGCGUCGGUGGUAUAUCUCUCUGGAGGCGUCAAAGUAAUUGGUUACUGCAAGGGCAGACAAGAAUCUGUCCCAGGAAGCCGCAAGGUGUUCUUCCUCUAUCCAGACGUAAAUCGAGUUUCCUGAUCUGUCUGUAUACCCUCUGCGUCACCGCCCGUAUUUUUCUCUCCUAAAAUUAGGAAUUCUCGAUCAGAUAAACCGAAAGGGACACAUCCCGGUAGUUGCCUGCGCGCCACCUUUCUUCUCACCAUUGCCCUGUAAAUAGUCCCAAAGAUUGUUCCCCCCUCUUCACCUGCGUGUCUGCUUCUUCGCCUUUCUCUCGUUUAAUCUAGGAAAGAAAAAGACGUCCGUCCCGCUUCUCGCCCUCUGGACCACCCACGUCUUCUACGUACACGUAUAGUUUAUAUACCUGACACGAUCGCGACACGGUUGUCGCGAUACGUAUUCCUUCGGGCCUCUUACCUAAUGGCUGGAAAGCUCCCUCGCCGGUGAUUCCAACGCGUUACCAUUAAUUUAAGACCGUUGUAAAUAAACUCGCGCGAGGGUUGCAGCAGAGAUUUUUGGUUUUUCAAAUCUGCCCACGACUUUGUACGGCGCAAGCGAACGAGUUACACUUUGCGCAAGAUAUACCGGAGAUUUUCGUAGGUGUCUUUGAGGUGUUUUUUAAGGAAAUUGCGAGAAUAGCGGAAGUGUUUGAAGUACUCUUUUAAUUAAGGAUUCGCGAUAAAAUACAAGAUUAUAUCUGCGAAUGGUGGUACUCGAAGUAACUCCAACGCGAAAAGCUGUAGAGAGAGAGAAAGAGAGUCGAUUAUUAUUCUCGUUGAAAUUUCUUUCGUAGUUGUAUUUUUGCCAAUUGGUUUUUUGUGUAUCUUCCCUUCUCCUCAAUGCGUAACGAUACUGUCGGUGUUCCGAUUUCGGUAAUCGAAACGUUCGGAUAUUGCGAAUGGAUGAGCGUGCUAACGCGUAGUUAUACCAAAAAAUAAAUAGGAUACUGUCGCCCUAGUCUAUUCUAAUGUAUAUUUAAAUAUUAUUGUUAUCGAUUGAAAAUAGAGAUCAAUUGGAAGAAAAUGACAACCUGAUAUUUUGAUUACCUGUUAUUCCGUUGCGUUCUGUUUUUUCUUUUAUAUCUUUUUAAGCGGAUUUUUUAAGCUGUAUAUCUUACAUAUUUUAUACACUAUGAUAUAUUUAAUCGAUAAAUAUGGAUUUUAAUUUGUACAAAAGUCAACUGAUACAUUCCUUUAAU
Molecule: messenger RNA, 4665 nt
Organism: Bombus huntii
Lineage: Eukaryota; Metazoa; Arthropoda; Insecta; Hymenoptera; Apidae
Gene: odd
Product: protein odd-skipped
Exons: 2
Coding region: 1757-2605 (282 amino acids)
Biological process (GO): embryo development; regulation of transcription by RNA polymerase II; embryonic hindgut morphogenesis
Cellular component (GO): nucleus
Molecular function (GO): RNA polymerase II transcription regulatory region sequence-specific DNA binding; DNA-binding transcription factor activity, RNA polymerase II-specific
Source: RefSeq, a predicted model, not a curated record